Messenger RNA from Callorhinus ursinus (northern fur seal), 1891 nucleotides. It is a transcript of the gene NSG1, whose product is annotated as neuronal vesicle trafficking associated 1. Gene Ontology annotation, biological process: clathrin coat assembly; endosomal transport. NCBI's taxonomy places the organism in Eukaryota, Metazoa, Chordata, Mammalia, Carnivora, Otariidae. Gene Ontology annotation, cellular component: endosome; membrane. Gene Ontology annotation, molecular function: clathrin light chain binding. The record is from RefSeq and is a predicted model, not a curated record.
CGGCCGACGCGGAGGCUCGCUGCGCGCUCGGAGCCAGACCUGCGAGCGGGCGUGGGCGGCAGCCUCGGGUCUCCCGGAACGAUGGUGAAGUUGGGGAACAAUUUCGCGGAGAAGGGCACCAAGCAGCCGCUGCUGGAGGAUGGCUUCGACACCAUCCCCCUGAUGACGCCCCUCGAUGUCAAUCAGCUGCAGUUCCCGCCCCCGGACAAGGUGGUUGUGAAAACGAAGACCGAGUACGAGCCUGACCGCAAGAAGGGCAAAGCGCGCCCUCCCAAGAUAGCGGAGUUCACCGUCAGCAUCACUGAGGGGGUCACCGAGAGGUUCAAGGUGUCCGUGCUGGUCGUCUUCGCCCUGGCCUUCCUCACCUGUGUCGUCUUCCUGGUCGUCUACAAGGUGUACAAGUAUGACCGUGCCUGCCCCGAUGGCUUCGUCCUCAAGAACACGCAGUGCAUUCCAGAAGGCUUGGAGAGCUACUACUCGGAGCAAGACUCCAGCGCCCGGGAGAAAUUCUACACCGUCAUCAACCACUACAACCUGGCCAAGCAGAGCAUCACACGCUCGGUCUCACCCUGGAUGUCCGUUCUGUCGGAAGAGAAGCUGUCCGAGCAGGAGACCGAAGCCGCCGAGAAGUCGGCCCAGUGAGGUGGGCAGGUUCCUUGCGAUGUGUCACUUGAAGGUAACAAAGGGACUCGGAGGGACGUUUCAUUAAAUAUAAUUCCCGGUAAUUUAGAGGUCGCUCAUUUAUGGUGCAACUGCUUGUCUGCUGAUGCCGCUUUGCAAAUAAACCUUGCUGCCAGCCGCCCACGGGCCCAAGUGCAUCUCAGCACUGCUUAAAGAGCUCUGACACCACUUUCCGUGAGAAGGAGUCUUAAUUUAGCUACUUUACUGGGACUUAUUGGAUGCUAUCAAAAAAUAAAUUUACAUCGGAUACGCCAGGGGUUUGGAUUCAGAUAAAUAAUGCAUUUUGUGGAAUUGGUUUUUUUACCUUCCCCCACCCUCGCUGUUUGCAGUCCUUAUUCCACAGCCAUAUUUAGAGUGAGCCCCACUUUGCUAAGAGCAAACUGUACUUCAGAAGUUCUCCCGACCUUCAGUCAGGCAGCAACAGUGCCGUCUCCAAGACGCAUGGUAGUGAGAGAUGUAGAGAAGGAAGGAUAUAGGGCAAGCGCGCUUUCCUUCCCCAUGCUCAUCCCUAAGUGUGCGAGUGUCCCGCAGCUAGGCACACUCGGGGGGCUCUGUUCCAGCUCCCCCCCAAACUGGAGUUGGCAUCUUGGUGCAGAGAGCACCCGUGUUUUGCUCCAGCGCAUGCAGACCGUGUCCCAGCAAGUGAGGUGAGGGGCUGUGGAAAGCGAGGUCCCUGGGCCGUGGGCUCCAGGACUCUGUCCUCCUGUGGGUAGUCCAUCUGCUCUGUGAUGUGCUGAAUAGGAACGAAACCCCUUUGGUCUUUAUGUUCUCUUCUGUUAUGAAUAAAUUCGCACCAACAGCCCUGUUAGCAAGAUAGUUUUCAAAAACUUAUGUUGGAAAAGUGAAAAUGUAAUUGCUGGGGAGCCAAGACUAAUUUUUAUUUUGUGAACCAGAACUCCUUUGAUGUAAGAAGCAGGCAGGAAAGGCUGGGCGGGGCUGGUGUGGCAACUUGCAAACCCAAUGAUGACAUUUCAAUUCACAAUCUUUGUAAGAAAAUGCUGUUUCAACCUGAAUCUUGACAUUAAAGUAUAUGUUUACAAAAUUGCCAGUUAGAUAAGUGUGUAAGAUGAUUAAAUAGAAAAAAGACAUCCGCAGACCUUUUCUUCCAUGUUAUUUGAGUGUGUUGUUUCUGGUGGACAUGUCAAAAGUUUCACUGUUUUUUAGUAGAUCAAAAAUAAAUGACAACUAGUGCAAGAUCUGUUGCAAACAA